AUGGCAGACGGCCACGCGUCCCAGAAGGGCGUCGAGCAAGAAGCGACGGUCGAGACGAAGGGUCAGGGCGUGGCGCCUGCGCUGCUCGAGGACUCUGCUGGUCCCAUGUGCCGCAUCUGCUACGGCGAGGCGGACGAGGAGAACGGGCCCCUGCUGGAACCCUGCGCCUGCAAGGGUUCCAUAGCGUUCACGCACAAGGUUUGCCUGGAGACCUGCUUGCGCGAGUGGGACACCGACAAGUGCAAGACCUGCGACACACGCAUCAGGCCGUUGUGGCACUUCGUCAGAGACGCCCGCGACUGGAAAGACGUGUGCCAGAUAGCGACCAAUGCCGCGAUGGGCACGGGUGACGUCAUUGUCAUGGUACUCGCCUGGAUGUACGCCAGCAGGAUCCUGGGCAGGCAGGGCUGGAUCAUCUACCUACUCAUCAUCGUCAUGCUCUUCUCCCUCACCAUCUUCUGGACCAUAGUGGAGGCCGCGCGCCUGAUCAUCUUCUACGAGCAGUACAGUGCCUGGAGGAGGACGACCACCAAAGUGGAACUGAUUUUGGACCCCGUCGACACGAGCAUCGCACACACAGAGCCCGUAAGCACCGGAGCGGGGCACCAGGCCAACGAAUUCGAUGGCGUCGCGAUGAAUGCCACACUCUGA
Messenger RNA from Dermacentor silvarum, 651 nucleotides. Its product is annotated as E3 ubiquitin-protein ligase MARCHF2-like. Gene Ontology annotation, molecular function: zinc ion binding; ubiquitin-protein transferase activity. The transcript has 3 exons. Gene Ontology annotation, biological process: protein ubiquitination. The coding region runs from base 1 to 651 and encodes 216 amino acids. The record is from RefSeq and is a predicted model, not a curated record. NCBI's taxonomy places the organism in Eukaryota, Metazoa, Arthropoda, Arachnida, Ixodida, Ixodidae.